Monoraphidium neglectum is the source of this 1410-nucleotide messenger RNA. RefSeq names its product putative methyltransferase NSUN5. Gene Ontology annotation, biological process: rRNA base methylation. Gene Ontology annotation, cellular component: nucleolus. NCBI's taxonomy places the organism in Eukaryota, Viridiplantae, Chlorophyta, Chlorophyceae, Sphaeropleales, Selenastraceae. The transcript has 5 exons. The record is from RefSeq and is a predicted model, not a curated record. The coding region runs from base 1 to 1410 and encodes 469 amino acids. Gene Ontology annotation, molecular function: methyltransferase activity.
AUGGACCAGUCGCCGCAGCUGCCGCCCGCCGCAGCAUACGUGCUCGCCUACGAGGCGCUGUUUGGCCAGGGGCUGCGGGAGCAGGGCCCCGCGGAGCGCGCGGUGAUGCGCGCGCGGCCCGCGAUGCGUGAGGAGCUGCAGCGGCUGCUGCAGGAAGCGGGGGCCAAGGACGUGGGCACGCUCCUGGAGCGGCAGCGCACGGCCGAGGACGGUCGGGCACGAGCGCAGCCCGGCGGUGGCGGCAGCGCGGCGCACGCGGCGACAGCCGCCCCGCACCCGCGCUGGGCGCGCAUCAACACGCUCAAGCUCUCGGUGGAGGAGGCGCUGGCGCGCCUGAGGGCGGACCGCAGGACCGCUGCCGCAAAGGUGGACGGCCUGCUGCCCGACGUCCUACGGCUGCCACCUGGCACAGACCUGCACGACCACCCGAUGGUGACUAAUGGUGACAUAAUCCUCCAGUCCAAGGCCAGCUGCAUGCCCGCCCACGCGCUCGCGCCCGAGCCUGGCUGGACCGUGCUGGACGCGUGCGCCGCGCCCGGCAACAAGACGACACACGCGGCGGCGCGCGUCGGGGCGCGGGGCCGCGUGCUGGCCUUUGACAAGGACCCCAGGAGGCUGGCGCGGCUGGUGGCCAACGCGCAGCAGGCCGGGGCAGCGGGGAUCAUCAAAGCCGAGGUCGCCGACUUCCUCAGUCUAGACCCGCAGGAGGCGCGGUUUGCAAAGGUCCGAGGCAUAAUCCUGGACCCCUCCUGCAGCGGCUCCGGCACUGUGGUAUCGCGCAUGGACCACCUGCUGCCCAAGGCCCCAGCGGGGGACGAAGAGGAGGACGCGGGGGACGCGCAGCGUGUGGAGCAGCUGGCACGUUUCCAGGAGUCUGCGCUGCGCCACGCGCUGCGCUUCCCGCGUGUCGUGCGCGUCGCCUACUCUACCUGCAGCACGCACCAGCGCGAGAACGAGGGUGUCGUGGCGGCAGUGCUGCCGGACGCCCUCGCCGCGGGCUUCGACCUGGCCGAGCCGUUUCCUGGGGGCCGGUGGCCGCGUCGCGGCCUGCCCGGCAGCCUGCCUGGCGGUCGGGACGCACGAGUCGUGCGGACGGACCCAUUUGAGGACGGGACGGAUGGGUUUUUUGUGGCGGUGUUUGAACGGCAGGCGGCGGGCGCGCGCGGCAGCGGCAGCAGUGGCGGCUGCGAGGCCGAGGAUGAUGGGGCAGGCGGAGAGGAGCCCGAGGAUGCGACGCGGCACCAGCAGCAGCGGCAGCCGCGAAAGCAGCAGCAGCCGCGAAAGCAGCAGCAACAGCAGCAGCAGCGGCAGCAGCAGCAGCAGCAGCAGCAGCAGCAGCAGCAGGAGCGGCCUGCCACAAAGCGCCCAAGGACGGCAAAACCGGGCAAAACAAGGGCGCCUGCCGAGUGA